This is a messenger RNA of Etheostoma spectabile (orangethroat darter), 2430 nucleotides long. RefSeq names its product T-lymphocyte surface antigen Ly-9-like. NCBI's taxonomy places the organism in Eukaryota, Metazoa, Chordata, Actinopteri, Perciformes, Percidae. Gene Ontology annotation, cellular component: membrane. The record is from RefSeq and is a predicted model, not a curated record.
GGAAGGGAGAGAGAGAGAGAGAGGAAGGGUGUUGGCGAGUCGUCGAAGCGUGGUUAGCUGAUAGAAAUCGACGUUUUUCGGUGUUAUGAAGCUCGUUAUUCGUCCUCGGUGAACUAUGGAGAAGCUAGCCGGGUUUUUGUUGCUAUUGGCGACGCUGAACGUCGCUCGAGCCCAGGACAAGGGAACCGCGAAGUACUUCAAAGAUGGCGGGCUAACGCUGGAGCUGAGCCCUCGUCCCACUGAACCGCUCACCAACGUCGUGUGGAAACUUGAGGGAAACUUUGUAGCGGAGUGGUUCAAAAACAAGGAAACCGGUAAAGAAAUAGUUCCUCUGACUUUUUACAGAACAUUUAAAGGACGCGCGACCAUGGAUUUAACCACUGGACGGUUGGAAAUUAGCAACAUGACGAAAGCCGACGCGGGUGCGUAUUCGGUGGAAGUGAACAGCGUCGUCCAGACCGAGCUCUACAACGCCGUAUUGAUAAAAGAAGUCCCCGAGCCUGGGGUGGUGCCGCGGCCGUUGACGUGUUCCUCCGCGUCGGAAUGCACGUUAACCUGUGACGCGGACCCAGCGGUCCUCGUAGACGCUGGACCCCUCACCUACAGCUGGAGGAAGGGGGACGGAGGGUGGACGGAGUCGGGGAAGGACCUGGACAUCACCAAGAAGGGGUCGGCGGGGGUGGAGACCUUCACCUGCCGCAUCCAGAACCCGGUCAGCGCGAGAGAAAGUAAACCCCAAAGAAACCCGCUCUUAGGAGAGGAGCAAGGUGGCUCUAACGCUGGGGUGAUUGCGGGUGUCGUCAUUGGGAUCAUUGUGGCUGCGGGUAUUGGGGGUGGAAUUUGGUAUUCCAAGAAAAAAAACCAAAAUACUGGAGGUGUUAGCAGCCCUGCUGGUGCUGGUGCUGCUGCUGCUGGUGGUGCUGGUGCUGGUGCUGCUGCUGCUGGUGGUGCUUCGGUCGAAAAUGGACGGAAACCAGAACCUUCUGACAAGAAGCCAGGAGCGGCAGAAGAAGAACUAGAGUCACUUAAUGGACACACGAACCAAGAUGGCGGAGAAAAGGAGUGAAGUUUGUGUGUGUGUGUGUGUGUGUGUGUUGUGUGUGAGAGAGAGAAAGAGAGAGAGAGAGAGAGAGGGGGAGAGAGAUUGUGUGUGAUUGUGAGAGAGUGUGUGUGUGAUUGUGAGAGAGUAUGUGAGUGUGUAUGUGUGAUUGUGUGUGAGAGAGAGAGAGAGAGAGAGUGUGUGACUGAGAGAGUGUGUGUGUGUGUGUGUGUGUGUGUGUGAUUGUGAGAGAGUGUGUGAGAGAGAGAGAGAGUGUGUGAGAGAGAGAGAGAGAGAGUGUGUGUUGUGUGUGUGUGUGUGUGUGUGUGUGUGUGUGUGUGUGUGUGUAUAUGUACAGCGGUUGUUGCCAAUCCGGGCUGGUUGAUACGGACCUUCAAUUACACCGAUUAUUAAGAUUCAUUCACAAAAAAACAAAGAUGAUCAACGUCCCCCCAAAAGCCCCAAAAUGGCGUCUCGUCCUGUCCACAACUCGGAGACAUUCACUUUAAUGUCAGACUAGCAGAUUUCAGACAAUUUUGACUUUUUUUUUAUAGAAAAGAAAUGACUCAAAACAACUGCUUGAUUAUCAAAAAAAGUGUGAAAUGUGACUCAAUGAUUGACAGCUAGUGGAUUAGUCUUUUGCGGGGUUGCAUUUUCUGUCAAUUCAGACAUUUCAACGUGCAGUGUCUGUAAUUAAAAGAGUCGCACAGGAUCCUAAGAUAGGCUGUCAAAUCAAAUAUAUGUUUAAAUAUCUGCCCAGCUGUUGAGUUUUUUUAUUUUCUGCUGAAUGAAAUGCUUCUUCUGCCUCGUUAGUGACUCAUUGGGGAAACUCCUCCAAUGAGCUGGCGUUAUUUAGAGGAACUGUAUAUUUACAUUUUGAUGCACUGGACUAAAAUGCAGAAGCACUUAUUUAACCCUCGUGUUGUCCCGGGUCAAAUUUAACCCGCUUUCAGUUUAAAAAGAAGUGUCACAGAAAAAUAGGUGUACCAAAAAGUCAAAAAAAAGCUCCCACAACAUUGGAAAAAAGUGACAAAUGUUGAUGAUAAUAUUGGGAAAAAAGUCACAAAUGUUGAUGAUAAUAUUGGAAAAAAAGUGACAAAUGUUGAUGAUAAUAUUGGAAAUAAAAGUGAUAAAUGUUGAUGAUAAUAUUGGGGGAAAAACUGACUAAUUCAUUUAUUAUUCAUAGUAGACAACACAAGUUUAAAUCAUGUCUUAUUCUAACGAUUUUUGAAUAUGUAUCUGUCAAUGUUGGCUUAUUUUCACCUUGUCGGCGAUGAGUUGAAUGUACAAAACGUGUCGUAUAACACCGGCUUUUAUUAACGUGACUUUUAAGUGUAUAUUAUAGAUGUCAAAGCAUUUGGACGAUCUAUAAAUGUUACAUCUGAUCUCAA